AUUUAUACACCGACUCAAACUAUUCUCAUUUUUUAAUAUAUAUCUCCCUCUCUCUAUAUAUAUAUUGGAAAAUGAGAUAGAUGUCGCUCUUGUAGUUCUCUCUUUUUGUUCUUGUUGGGUUGGGUUUAUCUCUCACUAGCUUAUAUUCUCUCUGUUUAAGGAAAUUGAAAGGCUUUUUUCUUCCCAUCAAUGGUGGAUCUUCAAACUGUAUGUUGCAUGUGCGGCGACGUCGGUUUCCCUGACAAGCUCUUCCGUUGCAGCAAAUGCCGCCAUCGCUUUCAGCACUCAUACUGCAGCAACUACUACAGUGAAUUAUCGGAGUCAAUUGAGCUGUGUGAUUGGUGCCAGAGCGAGGAGAGGAAUGCUCGACACGGAAACUCUUCGAAGAAAUCCGCAGUCGGACAUGAUAGUGGAGGAAUUACCAACCGAUCGGAGUAUUCAGGUGACAAAAUCAAGCAGCACGACCGCGAAGAGAGCACCACCGAGAAGGGAAAGAGCCCAAGCGGGGUACCUUCUCCAAGAACAGCUACCCGCAGGUACAAGCUUCUCAAGGAUGUGAUGUGUUAGAAUGUCGACGGGGAGUGGGGGAAUCAAAAACUUUUCUUGGGUGUUUAUAUUAGCAAAUACUAGUUAUAUAAGCUGUUUUCUUAGUGUGUUUUCUUUUGAGUUUUUUUUUUUUUUUGUUUAUGCUAUGUUUUUAUCAGUAAGUUGUUAAUAAAAUAAUGCUACCUUUUUCUUCUCA
Molecule: messenger RNA, 742 nt
Organism: Manihot esculenta (cassava)
Lineage: Eukaryota; Viridiplantae; Streptophyta; Magnoliopsida; Malpighiales; Euphorbiaceae
Exons: 2
Coding region: 190-567 (125 amino acids)
Source: RefSeq, a predicted model, not a curated record